Messenger RNA from Procambarus clarkii (red swamp crayfish), 3525 nucleotides. Its product is annotated as dynein regulatory complex protein 9. Gene Ontology annotation, molecular function: protein binding. Gene Ontology annotation, biological process: cilium organization. The record is from RefSeq and is a predicted model, not a curated record. Lineage: Eukaryota; Metazoa; Arthropoda; Malacostraca; Decapoda; Cambaridae. Gene Ontology annotation, cellular component: motile cilium; cytoplasm.
CAUUGAAAUCUUAUGUGUACAUUGUUGGCCUUUUUGUUGUUUACAUAGUUCAGUAAUGUAUUAGCUUUAAAUUUUUCUUGAGUAUGCCCAAUGGUACUCCAUUUUCUUUCUCUAAUGCAUUUGUUGCUAUAGUUACUGUUUAUGCAUGUUGUCAUGGCAACCAGACACAUGACUUGCAACUUAAGUAUUGUGGGAGAAAAGGACUUUUUGUUUCUGACAGAAUUCUUGCCAGAAAUGACACUAGAGUAUAAAACAGCAGAUAAAUUUAGUAAGAUAUGUAAGAAUGCUGCUCUUAGUAUCCGUGUUAUACACGAGUUACUGCCCAGUCGUCCUUCCAAACCAGCAGAUGGGGACGAGGCUGAUGUGGCUGAAAAUGGAAAUAACAAAUAUAUUCAAGAUCUUGCACUCAAAAAGUUACAUGACGAUCUUGGAUACAUAGAAAAGAUUCUGUUUGACUUAGCAGAUGAACUGGCAGAAAAACAAGCCUUCACAUGUCUGGAGAAAUGUAUUUCAUUUGAAAAAGAAGAUCACAAGAAAAAGGCUGAAUUCAUUGCUUUGCUUCAGGGACAUAAAUGGAAAGCCAAGCAUUUUCAGAAGAGUAGCAAAGUGCAUGGCCUUCAAAAAGAUAUAAAAAAUGUUAAGCAAGACACUCAGAAGUUAAUCCAAGCAAAGGACCAAGAAAUUGCAGAUCUUUUAAAGGGCAUCAGUGAUGCAAAACGACUAAAUCCUAAAAGAGAAGCAUAUGAGAGAAAAGUGGCCAAAGUUCAAAUAGAGAAUCUUCAGUUUAGAAUAGAGCAAGAAGAACAGAAUAUAUGUAAGGAAAUUGCCAAGGUAGGCCGUGAAAUUCCCCAAGAAAUACGUGUUCACGAUGCAUUGACGGCUUUUUUGAAGGAAAGUUGUGCUAAGUUGGAGAAUAGAAUAUUGGAAUGGGAGGAGAAAUUUCAAGUAGAUACUCAGAAAAAGAGGGACGAGGUAGCCAAAUGGCAAACAGAGGUCGAAAACAAGCAGCAUAAUCUCAGUGAAGUGAUACAGAAAUAUGACGAGUACUGGGCAGUAGUAAGGGAUUAUGAGGUUCAACAGGAGAUAGAGCGCCAGAAAAAGGAAGAAGAAGCACUGCAUCACAGAGCCGCUGCGAGGAUACAAGCCUGGUGGAAGGGUUGUCUGGUCAGGCGUGGAAUGAGCUCUGGAAUGAAGAAGAAAAAUAAGAGAAAUAAACAAGUGAAAAAGUAAUGUUAACAGGAAAAAUAUGAACCCCAACUGACAACAAAUGAAUUAAGUUUUGUUUAAAUAUUUUCUUGAUAAAUUAUAUCAUUACACUGUUGGGUGAAUUUGAAUUAUCUUAAGAUAAGCUACUGAUAAUUUACCGAGUGUUAAAAUAAAGGAAUUACAGUAUCUAACUUUAAAUACUUGUUCAAGUUGGUAACCUAUCAUAAUUGCUUUGAUAUUGGUGGUAAAUAAUGUUCUCAAAGGACAAGUAUAUACCAUGGCCAAACUUAAUUAAACUAACUAAACCAAACUUAAACUUAUUCUCAUAUAACAAGGAGAUCUAUAAUGCAAAAGGUGCUUGCUAGAACAGUCCAUUACACACAUCACUGGCAUAUGCACAGUCACCUCUUCUAUAGUAGCGGUAACAUUACUCGAUGUGAUGCUGACAUAAAUAACUUACCACCGAGGAGUUGGAGGUUAAGUCCAACCACAAAAAGUUAGCCAUUUGUAACGUUAAUAUACCGUCACAAAAUGUCAUCUUGUCUGCACAUUCUGACACAUACAACGACAAUGGUGAGUUGUAAGGCUGUGAGUAUUUAUAUUCCCUCUUUCAUUCUUACAUUUCACAUACGCUAUUUAAAAUUUAGGUACACAAAACCCAGAAAAAUAUAUAGUAUAAAAAUACACUUGAAACACGAAAGGGAACACCAAAUAAACGGCACGGAUAUUUUGAAUGGGACUCAAAAAAAACACCAUGGUGUGUACAUUACAUUUAUUUUACAAACACGUGAAAUGAGACGUAAUAUAACAGGGAAUAAAUUUAUCAACUUCACCAGAUAAUCGGACCAUUCUCAAAUGACAGCGAUAAAACCGAGGCAAAUACGUCAACAGUGAGGUGGACACCUCGCACACACCUCCACUUUUGUGGGGAUAUGCUACACAAAAAAAGUAUCGGAAAUAUGCGUUACAAACACAAACAAACAUUCUCUCAUGAACAUCCUUGCAAACGCUAAUAACUGAAACAUAAAAAUUAACAUUGACAAAAAUAAAAUAAACCGAUGUUUAAAUAAAAAAUUUAGAUUAAUAUGAAUUACAUUAUAUACCAGUUAUUAGAGAGUAACUUUACAGUUCUUCAUAUAUAAGUUUUUUACAGUACCAUGCUAUACCUAUUAUAAACUACUGUAUAGUAUGUUCAUAUAUUUUAUUCAGAUAGCAGAGGAAAAGGAAACCUUUGGAUAUCACAUAUCCUGGUUUUUCCAAUAUAUAAAGUUUACUUAAUUCUGGAAGAAUGUAUUUUGCCUGAGGUGUUCCACACGUACAUCCCUGGAUUUUUGCAGAUCAAUAGCCAAUUAUACUAAUUUCAUGUAUACAAAUUGGUAGUUUUACCUAAAUAUGCUUGGCCACAUGAUAACCAUUUAUAUGAUGGUUCAGGCUAGUGGCGUAAACAGAUUGAGGAAGCCAGUGGCUUGCCAAAGGUCUCCCCAUUAUUCUAGAGGGUUUUUUUCUGCAAAAUUUUAAACUCGAGUAAUGCCUUGAUAUUUACGACUUCACCUGGUAGGCAAUUCCUAGCAUUAUUACCCUAUGGGUGAAAAGACAUUUCCUCUUUUCUCUCCUACAUUGUGGCUUAUUGAGUUUGAAGCCACUGUUUGUGGUAUACCCCUCAUUUAAUCACUGUAUAGCAGUUAAUAGUUGCACUUUCUUUUAAUUGCAUUAAUUCUAAUAUUUUGUGACUGCAAUCAAUGUUGGUCUUCAGAUGUACUGUCCGUCACAACAUAUUUGGUGACCCAUUAUUCAGUACAGCACUGUAGUAAAGCCACAGGCCAUGGACUUAUUCAGAAUUAAUCUGUCAGUCAACCAUCUUGUCCUCCAGACUCGGGCAUAAUCCAGACACAUUUCUUACAUAAAGUUGCAAUGGUACAACACUCGCCUGGCACUUCACGGGCACUUUGGCCUGGGUUUGUAUCCUGGCCGGGAAGGAUUGACUGGGAACCAAUCCUUAACUGUAACCUCUGUCCACCCAGAAGUGAAUGUAUGCCUGGUUGUUAAACGAUUUGUCAGGUCAUAUUCCAGGGAAAAUUUGGAUUAAGGACCUGCCAGAAAUGCUAUGCUUGUUAGCGGCUUUACAAGAAUGUAAGAACUUAUUUAGGAUGAGGAAAUGAGAGAGAAAUUUGUCAAGUGAUGCUAAUCACAUAUCUCUUAGGUUCUCUUUUUAACUGGGGGAAGAGAAGUACAACUUUUAAUCCUAUUUGAGAGGUCAUUUCACAAUUUAGGACCUUUAUGCAUGUAAUUUCUGCUUGCAUUGCAUAUUAUUGAAUUCAU